AUGGUUUUCAUUUUUGCAAGCAGUGUGAUGAUGAGUUUCGAAGUCGAUUACCCAGAUUUUUUCUUGUGGCCGUAUUGGGAGAACGCUGUUCUUCUGAUUUUUACCUUCGAGCUUGUGGCGAGAGUGAAGCAGAGCGGCUGGAGCUUCCUGUGGCCUCGGCGUAUCGAGCUGACCGAUGACGCGCGCGACGCCGAUUCGGACGUGCAAGCCGGAGACCGGCACAGCUCUGAGGGCGGCGUCAAUUGGGCAGAAUUGACAUGGAACGUUCUUGACACAAUCAUCGUCUUGUCUGGGAUUUUGGACCAGUGGAUCUCUCCUGCAAUAUCCGUGGUGACAGUGUUUCUUGGCAUGCCGCCAGUAUCUGGUGGUCCUGGCAAGAUCAUGUCGUUGUUGAGGAUUCUGAGGUUGUUGCGAAUACUGCGCCUGGUUAAGUUGAUCAAGAACAUUCCGCAGCUCUACCUCCUGUUGACAGGCAUAUUGAAAGCGAUGUCAAGCAUGAUAUGGGUGUUCGUGCUGACCCUUGUCAUUCUAUAUGCCUUCAGCCUCCUAGCCGUCAAGCUGUUCAGGGACAACAUGAUCAUCGGACUGCGGUGCCCCGAUGAAAUACAUGACGUCUUCCCUGGGAUACUCGAGUCCAUGUACAUCCUCUUCCAGCUGAUGAACGGGCACCUGGCCAUGUUUGAGGACAUCCUUCAGGAGGAUUGCGUGCCUGCCCUGAAGCCGUCCAUCAUGGCGUACAUGGUCCUGUCCUCCCUCGCCAUGCUACCCAUCCUGACCGCCGUGGUCAGCGAAAACAUGUUGGACAACUUCCAGGAGAAACAGCGCAAGGAGGAGCUGGAUGCCCAUCUCAUGCAGAACAUGAAGCAGAAACAGUUGAUGCAGGAGCUGUUCGGCGGCAGAGAGAGGGUGACCAGGAAGGAGUUCAGCAAGCUCCUGCGAAAACGGGAGUUCAAGGAGCUCCUCUUCGAGACCGCCGGACUCAGCGUGCUCGAUCUGAAGGGACUCUUCGAGCUCGUGGAGCGGGAGGAGAACGGCGACCACGAGAUCAGCACGACAGAGUUCAUCAGCAAAUUGGAGAGGGUCUGCAGCACGGAUGACAUCCAGGAGCGGGGCAUCAUGAGGCUGCAGAAGCGCCUCGGGUCCGUCGAGCGGCGCCUGUCCGCGAGCGUCGGCGCGCUGGCCGGGCCGCCUUCGGCGCCCCCGGACGCGUGGGCCGGGCGCCCCUGCGCGCAGCCCCCCUUGGUUGCACGCGCGCCGAUAGCGGCGGCGGCCUCAGAGAUCGGAAGAAAAAAU
Molecule: messenger RNA, 1293 nt
Organism: Prorocentrum cordatum
Lineage: Eukaryota; Dinophyceae; Prorocentrales; Prorocentraceae
Source: the annotation of a GenBank genome assembly